Molecule: messenger RNA, 399 nt
Organism: Podarcis lilfordi (Lilford's wall lizard)
Lineage: Eukaryota; Metazoa; Chordata; Lepidosauria; Squamata; Lacertidae
Source: the annotation of a GenBank genome assembly
AUGAAGGCCUCCUGCCUCUUCUCCUGCUUCUCCCUGCUGAGCUUCUGUGUCUGUUUCCCCCUGGAUGAGGGGCAGGCAUUGGGCCAAAAGGCCAGCCUCUGGGUCCCCGGAGCUACCAAGUGGAAGUGUUCGCCUGGAGACCUCAAGUCCCUCCUCAGCAUCGCCAGGGAACUACAGGGGUUUGAGAAGGAGCGAGCUGGCAUCCGCCUCCGCUUCGGGAGGGAGAGAGGAGGAGGCCCAGAAGAUGUGAAUGAAGCCACCAACUACCUGCCAGAGGAGGCAGGUGAGAAGAGGGCUGGCACUUUGGGGAACCUUGCUGAGGAGCUGAAUGGCUACAGCCGGAAGAAGGGAGGCUUCAGCUUCCGCUUUGGGCGACGGAGGACAGCAGCUCUCUUCUGA